Centruroides sculpturatus (bark scorpion) is the source of this 1852-nucleotide messenger RNA. Its product is annotated as endochitinase-like. Gene Ontology annotation, biological process: chitin catabolic process; carbohydrate metabolic process. Gene Ontology annotation, cellular component: extracellular region. Lineage: Eukaryota; Metazoa; Arthropoda; Arachnida; Scorpiones; Buthidae. Bases 104 to 1741 code for a protein of 545 amino acids. The record is from RefSeq and is a predicted model, not a curated record. Gene Ontology annotation, molecular function: chitinase activity; chitin binding. The transcript is spliced from 9 exons.
GUCUUACCAUCGUUAGAUAUACCAUAGUUGCCAGACUUCAUCUGGUCAGUUUACUGAAGGCAUCCGAAAACAUCACUUACCACAGCCGAUUGCCAAGAUCAAAAUGAUUUGGCUUUUCGGUAUUAUCGCUUCAUUAUGUCAUUUUGCAUAUACUGCAGAACCCCCUCAUAGUAGGCCACAAGAUAUAGCAUUAUAUAAUGUAAACGAAUCUGAAGAGAGAGCAAAAAUUGUAUGUUAUUAUAGCGCUUGGGCAUAUUCUAGACCUAAACCCAUGAAUUACGAUAUCGAAGAUAUACCCGGAGAAUAUUGUACACAUAUUAUUUAUUCAUUUGUGGGUUUAGAUAAUAGAACUUGGGGUCUAUUUUCUAUCGAUCCGCAAUACGAUUUAGAAAAAGGUGGUUAUAAACGUUUUGUAAAUUUAAGAAUAAAAUAUCCCCAUUUAAAACUCUUGUUGGCUGUUGGUGGAUGGGCCGAAGGCGGUAGAAAAUAUUCUGAAAUGGUUUCUGAUAAAAGUAGAAGAGAUAUAUUUGUUGCUAGUGCAGUAAAAUGGCUUCUAGAUUUUGGUUUCGAUGGUUUCGAUUUGGAUUGGGAAUAUCCUGGUGCAGCCGAUCGAGGAGGACGUUAUUCUGAUAAGGAUAACUUUCUCAAACUUGUUCAGGAAUUGAAAAAAGCAUUUGAACCUCAUAAACUCCUAUUGACAGCUGCAGUACCAAUUCCGAAAUUCAGAUUGCAAGAAGGAUAUCACGUUAAAGAACUUGCUGAAUUACUUGAUUAUAUCCAUGUGAUGACCUACGAUUUACGUGGGAAUUGGGCUGGAUUUGCUGAUGUCCAUAGCCCUCUUUAUCGUCGUCCUUUCGAUCAGUGGGCUUAUGAAAAACUGAAUGUGCACGACGGAUUACAACUAUGGGUAGAAUAUGGUGCUCCCAAGCGCAAACUUAUAGUUGGUGUACCUUUCUAUGGUAGAACUUACACUCUAGGUAGUAAAUCUAAUACGGAAUUGAGAGCGCCCAUCAAAAAAUGGAUCGGUGGCGGAGAAGCUGGUCCUUACACUAAUGCUUCUGGUUUUCUGGCUUAUUACGAGAUAUGUCCUCAUAUUAUAUCAAAAGAGUGGACGAAAAAAUACGAUGAUAUUGGAAAAUGCCCUUAUGCUUAUUAUGAAGAUCAAUGGAUUGGUUACGAAGAUGUGGAUAGCAUCGGGAUCAAGAUGGAUUUCAUCAAAGAACAUAAAUAUGGUGGUGGUAUGAUUUGGGCUAUAGACAUGGAUGAUUUUCAAGCUGUAUGUGGUGAAAAAAAUGCGCUUCUCAAAGUUAUGAAUGAACGCCUCAGAGGAUAUCAAGUGCCAACACCUUCAACUACUACAACCACUCCUCCUUCAACAACUGUAACAUCAGGAGCAUCACAGGAAGUCUUUAAAACUACUAAGGAAGUUUCUAUUGCUACUGACAGCAAAUUAAAAACAGAAUCAACAGAACCAAGUAAUUCAACACCAUUCACACAAUCAACUUUUGCUCAACCAUCUACAGCAUCACCCGGUACAGUAAACUGUGAAAAUGAAUCAAAUACAUAUUUUCGUCAUGAGGAAGACUGUUCUAAAUAUUAUCGUUGCAACCACGGAGAAGCAUAUAUACUGAGUUGUCAAGGGGGAACUUAUUGGAAUCAAGAUAAAUUAAAUUGUGAUUGGCCAGAGAACGUUCCCGAAUGUAAAGCUGGGGAAAGACGUAACAUUCCAAUAUUUUCGUAAUGAUUUGUUUCUCUUCAGAAAUGAUAAUCUAAGUUUUUAAAUUUGGUUAUGUAAAAUCAUUAUAUCUGAGAAAUUUGUAAACAAAUCUGUCAUUAAAAUUGAAAUUAAAAA